Messenger RNA from Trichoplax adhaerens, 909 nucleotides. RefSeq lists its product as uncharacterized. The transcript is spliced from 8 exons. Bases 1 to 909 code for a protein of 302 amino acids. Gene Ontology annotation, biological process: isoprenoid biosynthetic process; ubiquinone biosynthetic process. Lineage: Eukaryota; Metazoa; Placozoa; Uniplacotomia; Trichoplacea; Trichoplacidae. The record is from RefSeq and is a predicted model, not a curated record. Gene Ontology annotation, cellular component: transferase complex; mitochondrion. Gene Ontology annotation, molecular function: prenyltransferase activity.
AUGUUACCUCAACUGCGGGAAGUCAGUAACUAUCUAUUUGAUGAACGUGGUAAACAAAUUCGUCCAAUGCUAGUUUAUUUGACUGCAAGAGCUUGCAACUAUCAUACCGAUCCAAAAAAAGAGAGUAAAUUGACAGAAGGGCAGAGUGCUAUUGGUGUAAUUUCAGAAAUGAUUCAUACAGCCAGUUUAAUUCAUGAUGAUGUCAUCGAUGCCGCCCAUAUUAGAAGAGGCAAACCAACCAUCAAUUCGGUAUGGGGUCAAAAAAAGGCUAUUUUAACCGGUGACUACAUCUUAUCAAGAGCUACUGUUGCCUUAUCAAAGCUACGCAACGAAAGGGUUGUUAUAGUACUAUCACAAGUACUAGACGAUCUUGUGCAAGGUGAAUUCAUGCAGUUAGGAUCUAAAGAGGAUCGCGGCGAACGAUUUAAUCAUUAUAUUAAAAAGACCUUUAGAAAAACCGCUAGUUUGAUGGCUUGUAGUUGUAAAGCUGUUGCCAUACUAGCCGACCCCCUAAAUCAAUUCUUACAUGAUGUUGCUUUCAAUUUUGGAAUGCAUUUUGGUAUAUCAUUUCAGUUAAUAGACGAUUUAUUAGAUUUUAUCGCAUCUGAUGAUGUUAUGGGCAAGCCAACAUCGACAGAUCUCCGAUUAGGAUUAGCGACUGCUCCUGUGCUAUAUGCAUGCGAUCGGUUUCCAGAACUAGAUGCUAUGAUUAUGAGACGUUUUACUCAAAGCGGUGACGUACAGAGAGCUCGUGAAAUAGUUGAUCAGAGCGAUGGUAUGGAUCAAACUAAACGUCUAGCUUGCUUCCAUCGUGAUGAAGCAAUCCGAUUUAUAUCUCAAUUAGGAGAAUCAAUGGAAAGAAAUGCUUUAAUUCAAUUGUCCGACGACGUAGUUACCAGACAUAAAUAA